CUAUCUACAAGAAACGCUCCCAGCCUCCCAAUUGAUCAUCCUCGGGCGCCAAAACAACCAAGGACGGGGCCAAUUGCCAUUACGCGGCAGCCCAAGAAGAAACCGGAAAACGGUGAGCGUUGAAUUUCCAAUGCCAAGCGUGUGACGUGACGUGUCUUGCUCGUAAUAUUUCACUUUUUAGUCUUGAACGGGAACCUGCAUCUUCACCACUUCUUCCUCCCCUUACACCAACAAUCACCAUAAGCCUCGAGUCUAUUCCCCUGUGCUACUACACAUUAUCGAGUACUGAUACAACGAUACCCGAGACAAGUUGAAGAACAGAGUAAUACUCACAUUGACGACGUUGGCUUUUAGAAGCCACUUGCUCACCGUACAUAUCACACCAUACCAUACCAUACCUACCCACCACAGCACAUACAGCCCAACAUGAGAUGGAUAUCCAGAGUCUCGGCCGCAGCCGCAGUGCUGCUUGCUACUGCAGUCUCAGCCCAGACAUGGAGUAAAUGCAAUCCUCUCCAGAACAGCAACUGUCCCAGCGACGAUGCCCUCGGCAUGAGCAUCGACAUCGACUUCUCCAAAGGCGAGGUAAACUCCUUCGCAGCCUCUGGAUCGCCUAAAUACGACAGCGAGGGCGUCUCCUUCACCGUCGCCCGCGCCAAUGACGCGCCGCAGCUUGCAUCCCUCUUCUACAUCAUGUUCGGCCGUGUCGAGAUCACGAUGAAGGCUGCUCCCGGAGCCGGUAUCGUAUCGUCGCUCGUUCUCCAGUCCGACGUGCUCGACGAGAUCGACAUUGAAUGGCUCGGCUCCGAUAAUGACGAGAUCCAGUCAAACUACUUCGGAAAGGGCCAGACGACCUCGUACAACCGCGGCGAGUUUCACGACGUGACAAAUACGCAGGGCGAGUGGAUUACAUAUACCAUCGACUGGACCAAGGACCGUAUCGUCUGGAUGGCUGGCGGCACUGUCGUUCGAACCCUCAACGCUGGCGACGCCGAGGAUAAUCAAUACCCUCAAACUCCGAUGCAAGUCAAGUUCGGCGCCUGGGCUGGUGGUGACCCCAAUACAAACUCCGCAGGCACCGUCAAAUGGGCCCGUGGACCAACAGACUACUCCAAAGGUCCCUUCACCAUGAAAGUCAAGAGUGUCGUUGUCACGGACUACUCAACUGGUGACGAGUACAAAUACAAGGACACAUCUGGCUCCUGGCAGUCAAUUGAAUCUGUCGGCGGUGAGAUCAACGGCAACGAAAACGGCGAUGCCAUGACCGUCACUGCUACCGCCCAAGGAACCGUCGCUACAGCGGAUGGAAACGUUCCUGUCGGAGGUAUCGCCGAGGACGGAAGUCCCGCUACAGCUACACAGACGGGAUGGCCCUGGACCGGCUCCCGACCUUCUGGCGGAGCUAUCCCUGAAGGCUGGAGGCUCAACGCCAAGGGGAAAAUCAUUCCCGCCGAGAACAGCGCCUUCGUUCUUCAGCCUUUACAUAACGUUAUUGCUGUUAUGCCCUUCUUGGCCGGCAUUAUGGCAUUUGCUGGUCGUUUCUUCUAGAGAAGAAACACCUUGACUUCACUUCACGGUAUAUGACCUAUAUAUUACGAUUCGACAGCAUAUAUUGUCUUGGGUUUUGGCCCAUGUACAUUGUCCGGCAUAUGAUGACCUCUAGACAACACCGCGAGUAUGUAUGGAUGUGAUUCCUUAUUUACAUGGCAAGGUUGGUUGGCGUUUCUGGAACUGGGGCACUUAGUUGCAAUUGGUUGGUAUUUGGGUUUGACAUAUUGCUCUUAGCGACGGCGCAAUGCAUUUGGUUGUAAAGAAUAGACGCAUGGCAAACAUUAGAUAGACAGGCGGUGUAUAAUGAAAGAAUCAACAUAUAUAUUUUACGAGGACCAAUGUACACUCCAAGAUGGAACACACAUUCUUCUCGUCAUACAAAUGUUGAAAAAAAUAGCACUGGUAAAUAUAGUUAUCAGGAUCGUGCCCGUCUCGUCCAUGCUUGAGCGUUAGCAGAGCCAUGGAUGGAGUCAACCCCUCUCCAGAGGCCACCAAAACUCCAGCAACAUGCGAAGUGCUUGUUCUAUAGGUAUGAUUUCUAUGAUACUAAAAUCUCUGCCGCCAAUAAUCCCCUUGAAUGCUCCGAGCAACCCAUCUCGGCGCCUGCGAGUUCGUUGUCUGCGUUCUGCGUUCUACGGCCGUUCACCCUGCACCCGGAAAGCACAUCGCGAGCUCGCGCUUCGCUCGGUGUGCUUUCUCCUCUUGUCUCCUUGAUCUUGCCCUUGCUCAUGUCGAAAGCAACAUCCGAGUAUUCUUACAAAACCUCCAAAGAAAAAAAAAAGCAAGCAAAUUAGUAUAAAAGCAACAGAACCAAAAGCCUCCCGCAAUUUUCUUUUUAUACGCCAACACCCUCACGGAGAACUUAGAAGGUCCAGUCAUCCUCAUCCUCAACAGACUUGAUGGCCCAUCGGAACUUGUCACGAAGAGUCUUGGAAAAGAACUUUUCGAUAGGAACGUCGAACUUCUUGGAGAAGACCACUGUGAGGCGAGGAUCAAUGUAGUUCUAUGAAUAACAAGUCAGUCAAAGAUCUUCAACGGGUUUUCG
Fusarium odoratissimum NRRL 54006 is the source of this 2596-nucleotide messenger RNA. RefSeq names its product licheninase. NCBI's taxonomy places the organism in Eukaryota, Fungi, Ascomycota, Sordariomycetes, Hypocreales, Nectriaceae. Gene Ontology annotation, cellular component: fungal-type cell wall. The coding region runs from base 427 to 1548 and encodes 373 amino acids. The record is from RefSeq and is a predicted model, not a curated record. The transcript is spliced from 2 exons. Gene Ontology annotation, biological process: fungal-type cell wall organization; carbohydrate metabolic process. Gene Ontology annotation, molecular function: glycosyltransferase activity; hydrolase activity, hydrolyzing O-glycosyl compounds.